Eleginops maclovinus (Patagonian blennie) is the source of this 6170-nucleotide messenger RNA. Its product is annotated as rho guanine nucleotide exchange factor TIAM2-like. NCBI's taxonomy places the organism in Eukaryota, Metazoa, Chordata, Actinopteri, Perciformes, Eleginopidae. Gene Ontology annotation, molecular function: guanyl-nucleotide exchange factor activity. The transcript has 21 exons. Gene Ontology annotation, cellular component: synapse; membrane. The record is from RefSeq and is a predicted model, not a curated record. Gene Ontology annotation, biological process: activation of GTPase activity; positive regulation of axonogenesis; small GTPase-mediated signal transduction. The coding region runs from base 521 to 4027 and encodes 1168 amino acids.
CUUGUGUUUGCCUUGGGUUUGACUUGUGUUUGACUUGUGUUCUACUAGAGAUUGUGUCUGUCUGACCUGCAGUUUGAUUCGGACUCGUCUCUAAUGAGUGUUGAGUCUCAGACUGUAUGUAACGUUUGACUCGGACUUGGGUUUUAACUCUGUGCUUGGUGUUUGGAGUAACAGACUGGAUCUUGACGGAGCUGAAGGGUUCCUCUCUGGGCUUCUGUGUGAGGAGCUGGAUCACAGCUUCUCAAAAUAGCAGCGGUGAUGAUCUCAGAGAAAAACACUCGGCAUUCCUGCAAAACCAAAAUAAACAGAGGACAGAAAAGUCUGGAGUAGCGUCAUGGAAGAGGGGAGGAAAGAGUGGGAGGGAUGGGAGAUAUACAAAAGCUGAGUGUGUCUGAAGCCCCUCCCUCCCUCUGUUCUCCCCACAGGGAGGAGGGGGAGGAGAGAGGAGCAGCUGGAAGCUCAGAAGAGAGGAGGACGAGCAUGAAGGAGCUUCACUGAGCAGGAAACACACACCGCACUGAUGGGAAACUCGGACAGUCUCGCCGUCCCUCCGGCCACGCCCCCUGCUUUGCUGGGUUCCUCCUGCAGGAGGGAGGAGGAGCCGUCGGCCCGAAGCUGGUGGAGGAGUCAGGGAGGGAGCGGGAGGCGGGGGAGGACCUACACCCCCCAGCCCUGCAGCUCCUGGAGCUACGAGCCCAGAGCAGCCCCCCCUGAAAGGCAACACGCAGGGAUCUACUCGGGGGGGAAUAACAGGGCUGGUGGGGGGGGUGACUCCCCCAAAGUGCUGCUCACUAAAGAUGGCAUCAUGAGGGUGCAGUUCACCAGCAGGGGGGGAGUGGAGGCGCCAGUGCACCCCCCACAAGGAGCUGAUCCCCGCCCCAGUAAGGGCAGCUCGCUCAGUUCCGACGGGUCCUGGUACGACUCCCCGUGGGGGGGAGAGCUGAUGGACCACCCCCCCUCCACCACCACCUCCCCCUGCUACACCUUCUCCUCUGGAUCCCCCCCCCACACCGGCUCCUCAGGGGGGACGGAGGACAGUGGCCUCGGCGACUCCCUGAUUCUGAUCCCCGCCCUGCAGACUCUGCAACCAUCAUGGCCCCUGGUGGACCCCCCCGCCUUCCCAUCCUCAGCACUGGUGCUGCAGCAUAACUGUUCCCCGCCCGCUCCCGCCCCCGGGAACAGCCGCAAAGACUUCCUGAAGAGCAUCCGCCGACUCAGCGACUGGACCGGAAGUCUGAGCCGGAAGAAGAGGAGGGUCCAGGAUCUGUACGGCAGCGCUGAAGGUUUCAUGACAGGGCCGGACUCGGGGCUGUGGACCUGCAACCCUCUGCACGCUCUGAACCAGAACCAGGAGCAGUACCAGGUCCCAGUGUUCCCCUGGAGGAGUCUGAACCGGAAUCGGAGCAGCGAGGAGGUCCAGCGGCAGAACGUCUACCAGAACUUCAUGCAGGAGCUGAAGACGGGCUGCAGCAGCGAGGAGGAGGAGGAGGAGGAGGAGGAGGAGGAGGAGGAGGAGGAGCUGUUAGAGGAGCAGGAGGUUCUGUCAGAGGAGGAGGGGUUGGUGCGCCGGGCUGGCUGGCUCUCCUUCAAACCUCUCCUCACCCUGAACAGAGACAGGAAGCUUGAGCUGGUGUCACGCCGCCGGUGGAGACGAUACUGGGUUUCUCUGAAAGGCUGCACGCUGCUGUUCUAUGACGGUAAGAGCGUGAGCUCGGAUGCCGAAUCGUCUCCGCGCUGCGCCGUGCUGACGGAGGGCAGUCUGGUGCAGAAUGUGCCGGAACAUCCCAAGAGAGAAAACGUGUUCUGCCUGAGCAACGGACACGCCGACGUCUACCUGCUGCAGGCCACCAGCCAGCCGGACCUGGAGACCUGGGUAACGGCGCUGCACUCUGCGAGCGCGGCGCUGCAUGCGCGGCGGAGGGGGGGUGGCGACACGCUGCGCCUUCUCCACCUGCAGAGCAGAGAGCUGCUGCACCACAUCGACACGGACGGCAGGAUGAAGAAGAUGGCCGAACUGCAGCUGUCCGUCAUCAGGGAGGCGGGCAGCAGGAGGGCCGUGCAGAGCCAGAUCCAGCAGUGGGAGCAGAACCUGGAGCAGCUGAACCUGGACCUGUUCCGGUUUCGCUGCUAUCAGUCCAGCCUGCAGGGCGACGAACCCCCCAACCCCAAAAACCUCCUCGCAGUGGCAACGCGGCCCACAAAGUGCAUGCUGGGACGCCUGGGGGUUUUCUCGGUGAACUCCUUCCACGCCCUGGUGUGCAGCAGGGGCGAGGGGACGCUGCGCCGGCGCUGCGGGGGGGGGCGACUGCCGUCUUCUCUGAAGGCGCCGGACACGACAAAGGGACGAAGCCGGACCAGGACCAGCACCCAGGAGUGUGAGCGUCUCUCCGGAGGUCUCACUGUGAUGUCUGCAGAGGGCUAUGACGGCGUUAUGCUUCCUGACAACGAGCUACAGAGAGAGAAUGCGGAGCAGGUCCACACUCUCUACCAAACCUUCCCAGAAUGCCGAGCGGCGGAGCCUGAUGUCCCCAGGAACCCGUACGGUGAGGGGAACCACACCCACUUGAGCCCCCCCCACCUGAGCACCCCCCACCUCACCCAGAGCCAGCGACUGAGGAAGGUCAUCCAGGAGCUGGUGGACACCGAGAAGUCCUACGUCAAGGACCUGGUGUGUCUGUUCGACCUGUACCUGACGCCGCUGCAGACGGAGAGCUUCCUCAGUAAGGAAGAGAUGGAGGCGUUGUUCGGCAGCCUGCCGGAGAUGUUGGACUUCCAAAGAGUUUUCCUGCAGACGCUGGAGGAGAAGAUCACUUCCUGUCCAAACCUGGAGACGCCUGCACAGCUGCAGAAACUGCUCUUGUCGCUGGGCGGAUCUUUCCUGCAUUACGCCGAUCUCUUUAAGCACUACAGCGGCUUCUGUGCGAACCACCUCAAAGUGCAGAAGGUCCUGGAGAGAGCAAAGACAGACGCAGCCUUUAAGCACUUCCUGGAGACGAGGAAUCCGACCAAUCAGCACUCAGCAUCGCUGGAGUCGUUCCUGAUCAAACCUGUGCAGCGGAUCCUGAAAUAUCCUCUGCUGCUGCGAGAGCUGGUGACCCUGACCCCCCCACACACACCUGAGCAAACACACCUCACAGAGGCGCUGCGGGCGAUGGAGGACGUGGCAUCGCACAUCAACGAAAUGCAGAAAAUCUACGAGGAGUUCGGCAGUGUGUUCGACCAGCUGGCUGCAGAACAGACUGACACACAGGUAGUGGGGCUCUCGAUGGGGGGGUUCCUGCUGUGUUCCCCGGUGCUGUGGUUGAACCCGCUGCCCAGCCUUCGCCUGAAGAAGGAGCCGGAGCUCACGCUGUUCGUGUUUAAACGUGCCGUCGUCCUGGUGUACCGGGAGAGCAUCAAGCUGAAGAAGAAGAUGACCUCCUCUCGAUCAGCUGAUCUGGACCCUUUCAGGUUCCGCUGGUUAAUCCCAGUCUCCCAGGCUCAGGUCCGACCGGCCAACAUCGCAGGCUCGGGCAGCGAGUGUGUGUGGGAGCUGGUUCACUGCAGGUCGGAGGUCGAGGGUCGGCCAGAGACCGUGUUCCAGAUGUGCAGCAGUGACGUGGAGAUGAAGGCCCGUGUGCUCUGCGCUCUGCGGCCCCUCCUGAGAGCCCGGGCCCCCCCCGGCUCCCAGAAAAGGCCCCGGCUGUCUGCACAGAGGAGGAAGCAGCCGGGGCCUCACCUGCAGCCCGGGAGGGGGGGCUCCGUCCUGGGGGAGACCUGCUCGGAGCCCAUGCUGCCCCCCCACGGCCCCCCGACCCCCAGGAGCCAACUCUGCUCGCUGACUGGAGAUCUGGAGGCUCAGCUGCAGAUGCUGCGCUUCACUGAGGUGGGGGCGGAGCCAGGAUGGUGUGGGAGGAGGAGCUCCAACCUGGGGGGGCUCCUGGAGAGAGACUUCAGUGUUCACAGUAUGACCUCCAUGAUCAGCGAGGACUGUUUCUAUGACGGGGUGCAGCGGGGGAGGAUGCAGGCCCCCUCCCUGCAGGGCUGACACAUCGAGCUGCAACCGGAAAUACACUCGGGAGGGACCGAUCAUCAUGUCGUCUUUAAACUGGAAUCACCUAAUCUCAAAAUCAGCUACAGUCAGCUACAGUUAGCUACAGUCAGCUACAGUUAGCUACAGUUAGCUACAGUCAGCUACAGUUAGCUACAGUUAGCUACAGCUACAGUAGCUACAGUUAGCUACAGUUAGCUACAGUCGACUAGAGUUAGCUAUAGUCAGCUACAGUCAGCUAAAGUCCGCUAGAGUUAGCUAUAGUCAGCUACAAUUAGUUACAGUUAGUUACAGUCAGCUAGAGAUAGCUACAGUCAGCUACAGUUAACUACAGCCAGUUACAGUUAGCUACAGUCAGCUACAGCCAGCUACAGUCAGCUACAGCCAGCUACAGUCAGCUAGAGUUAACUACAGUCAGCUAGAGAUAGCUACAGUUAACUACAGCCAGCUACAGUUAACUAGUUAGCUAGAGUUAGCUACAGUCAGCUAGAGAUAGCUACAGUUAACUACAGCCAGCUACAGUUAACUAGUUAGCUACAGUCAGCUACAGCCAGUUACAGUUAGCUACAGUUAGCUAGAGCCAGCUACAGUCAGCUAGAGCCAGCUAUAGUCAGCUAGAGUUAGCUACAGUCAGCUAGAGAUAGCUACAGUUAACUACAGCCAGCUACAGUUAACUAGUUAGCUACAGUCAGCUACAGCCAGUUACAGUUAGCUACAGUCAGCUAGAGCCAGCUACAGUCAGCUAGAGUUAGCUACAGUCAGCUAGAGUUAGCUACAGUCAGCUAGAGCCAGCUACAGUCAGCUACAGUCAGCUAGAGUUAGCUACAGUCAGCUAGAGUUAGCUACAGCCAGCUACAGUCAGCUAGAGAUAGCUACAGUCAGCUAGAGUUAGCUACAGUCAGCUAGAGCCAGCUACAGUUAGCUACAGUCAGCUAGAGCCAGCUACAGUCAGCUACAGUCAGCUACAGUUAGCUACAGUCAGCUAGAGUUAGCUACAGCCAGCUACAGUCAGCUAGAGAUAGCUACAGUCAGCUAGAGUUAGCUACAGUCAGCUAGAGCCAGCUACAGUUAGCUACAGUCAGCUAGAGUUAGCUACAGUCAGCUAGAGCCAGCUACAGUCAGCUACAGUUAGCUACAGUCAGCUAGAGUUAGCUACAGCCAGCUACAGUCAGCUAGAGAUAGCUACAGUCAGCUAGAGUUAGCUACAGUCAGCUAGAGCCAGCUACAGUUAGCUACAGUCAGCUACAGUUAGCUACAGUCAGCUAGAGCCAGCUACAGUCAGCUACAGUUGGCUACAGUCAGCUAGAGAUAGCUACAGUCAGCUACAGUUAGCUACAGUCAGCUAGAGCCAGCUACAGUUAGCUACAGUCAGCUAGAGCCAGCUAUAGUCAGCUACAGUCAGCUAGAGUUAGCUACAGUCAGCUACAGUCAGCUAGAGAUAGCUACAGUCAGCUAGAGAUAGCUACAGUUAGCUACAGUUAGCUACAGUCAGCUACAGUCGGCCAGAAAGUCCUGACACAUCUAAACAAAUAACCAAGACGCCCGGGAAAAUGUCAUCAUUCAUAAUGAUCUGGGAUAAUAAAAACGAGAACUGACGUUUUAUUCAAUAAUUGAACUCAAAUAUGAGUUUUCAGUCGCCAUGUGUUAGGCUGCUUCCACUAACAAACCUACACCACACUCAGGAAAUAUGGAACAAAUGUUGUAUUUUUUCAAGAAUACCGAAGAGGAUUCAACAGAACGACGGGGGAAUAUUUCAUAUUCCUGUCAGGAGGAAAUGUUCGUCUGUAACCUGCUUUGUAUUCUGGAGCAAAGACUCAAUAAUUACCUCAAAAGCUAAACAACAUGAACAUCUGGAGUUAUUUCUACUGAGAUCAUCGGAGGUUGUAGAUGUGUUUCUUGUACCGUUUAUUUCUCAGUUGUAGUUUCAUAUUUUGACCAAAGCAGUCCAGAUACACACCUCUGCAGCUGCUGGAUCCUACCUGUUGUAUAUCUCAGUCUCUGACGGGAACACUAAUAGUGUUUUAUUUCAAAUCAAAUGAACUCACGUUAUUUUUAUGAACUGGUAAGUGUUUGGUAAUUUAUUUUCUUACAUAUCUGUAUAGCUUCUUAAUGAUGAUGUUAAAAAAAACAAUAAAUAAGU